GCUCAUGUUGCACUAUUGUUCGGUGCAUUCCCCUCACACGCCCUCUUUGAGUGACUUUAUAAAUGGAGUCAUACGCGUGACGACUGGAAGGCACAAAAUGAUUCACAGAAAAAUGUGGCUGGCGCUGCUUGUGUGCCAACUUAGUCUCUUAGGUGCCCGGGGUCAGAUACCAGCUGAGUGCGUUACGAGUGACACAAACAGACCGCCAGAAAACUCCGACAUCAUGGUGUACUGCGGCACCGAGCACAUGGACCUGAGCGUCUACCUUUGCCCCGUGUACCAAGCUCUCUACAACGAGUCCCUCAUGGUGCUCAAUAACGAGUUGAACAACGGCGAAUGUUUCGGCGUGGCAGACUUCGCCGUCGACCCGCCCGUCUUGAAAUUCAGCUUCCCCAUCAACGAAAGCGCCACGUCGUCGUGCGGGAAUGACUUUAAUAUCAUCAAUCAAGUGGGCACCGGAGCAUUCGCCGACUUCUCCAACGUCCAAUAUGUCAAUAUCUCCGGCACCGUCAACUCCAUCGACCCGUCGGUCAGCAUGAUCAGCUACAGGCCACAGCUCAUCUACAUGUUCUCCUGCCUCUACCCCAUGCAAUAUAUCAUCAACAACACUGAGCUGGGCGUAGCUGGUGUGAAUGUGGCCAUUAAAGACAACAACGGCAGCUUCAUCAGCACGUUGAGCUUGGAGUUAUAUGAAGACGAUCAAUUCCAAAACGCUCUGACCAUACCAACAACGGGACUCCAACUGAAGACCAAAAUCUACGUCGCCGUCCGAGCCUCCAAUUUAACAGACAGAUUCAACGUGCUGCUGGAUCGAUGCUACGCCACCACAAGCCCCUACCCAGCUUUCGAUUCCUUCUACGACCUUUUUAUCGGCUGCACACGUGACGACCAGACCGAGAUCAUCCUUAAUGGUGAAUCCCAGGAGGCGCACUUUUCCUUUGAGGCCUUUCGAUUCGUGGAGCACAAGAAUCGAACCGUGUCCACUUUCUACCUACACUGUGUCACGAGGCUGUGUGAAGUGUCCGCCUGUGAGGCUCUAAAACCGGUCUGUUCAGGUAGCCGCAGAAAAAGAAGAGAGGUUGAGGACGUGUUGGCUAACGCGACAGUGACCUCGCUGCCCAUUAUGGUGGCCAAAAAGAACAGAGAUUUUCAAACUAACACAGCUUCUCAUGGUGUAUCAGCGAGACCCUACAGAGACCUUGUGGUGGCGGUCAUCAUCAAUAUCGUCAUCUUGGCUGAUUUUAGAUUCUAAAUAUUUUUUUUUCUGAAUAUUUACCAUGUUUAGCUUCCCCCCCAGGGUUAUUCAAAAGCACCUUAUUUGUAAAUGCAAACUUUAACAGAUGCAAAUUGAAGAAAUGUUUUGUACGUCUGUAGUUUAGUGUGAACAUCAACAAAAAUAUACUUGGUGUCACAUAAGAAGUGAUGACAGUACAGAAUGACUAAUAUAUACGUAGAAAUUAAAGUCAGUUGAAGUUUUA
Molecule: messenger RNA, 1478 nt
Organism: Hippocampus zosterae (dwarf seahorse)
Lineage: Eukaryota; Metazoa; Chordata; Actinopteri; Syngnathiformes; Syngnathidae
Product: zona pellucida-like domain-containing protein 1
Exons: 11
Coding region: 5-1252 (415 amino acids)
Cellular component (GO): cell surface
Source: RefSeq, a predicted model, not a curated record